Messenger RNA from Suillus discolor, 1017 nucleotides. RefSeq lists its product as uncharacterized. The transcript is spliced from 9 exons. Gene Ontology annotation, molecular function: oxidoreductase activity. The record is from RefSeq and is a predicted model, not a curated record. The coding region runs from base 90 to 887 and encodes 265 amino acids. Lineage: Eukaryota; Fungi; Basidiomycota; Agaricomycetes; Boletales; Suillaceae.
CCAAGCGAUAUGAAAGGAGCUAGGAUUCCUGUGAUAUAUAAUCUGAUGGUACCACUUUUUUCGAUGUAGCAAACUCAUAACCUUCUACCAUGACCAUGUCGCCUCACAAAGGGAUCGCGCUCAUCACAGGAUCUGCUCAGGGCAUUGGUCGCAGUAUCGCUCUGCGGCUUGCGAGGGAUGGCUUCGACAUUGCCUUGAACGACCUUCCUAUGAAAAGUGAGCAGCUGGCUGCUGUUGCUAGUGAAGUCGAGGCAUUGGGACGCAAAGCGUGUAUCGUGAUUGCGGAUGUGACAAUCGAAGAGGAAGUGAAGAACAUGAUCACUGACACCGUAAAAGAGUUGAGUGGAUUGGAUGUGAUGGUCGCCAACGCUGGCAUUCCAGGAGCUAAUACUGUCUUGGAAACCACUGUUGAAGACUGGGAGCGCACAUUCACCGUUAACGCCCGCGGAGUUUUCCUGUGUUAUAAACAUGCCGCAGUACAGAUGAUAUCUCAGGGUCGCGGUGGCAGGAUUAUUGGCGCAAGUUCCAUUGCCGGAAAGAUUGGAUUUCCAUCAGCUGCUGCAUACUGCGCUAGCAAGUUCGCUGUCCGCGGAUUGACGCAGACGGCUGCUCUUGAGCUUGGAAAACAUAAUAUCACAGUCAACGCCUAUGCGCCGGGUGUCAUACAAACCCAGAUACUGGAUAGUAUUUCUGACCAAUCGGGAAAUGUCAGCCUGGCAGACGAAGAUUCGACGAAUUACCUUACCCAGCUAAUUGGAAACCGGCCGAUCAAACAUAAUGGUCAACCAGAGGAUAUCGCAAGCAUUGUCAGUUAUUUGGCGUCAAAAGAGGCGCAUUUCAUUACAGGGCAAUGCAUUUCUGUCGACGGAGGCGUCGUUCUAUCUUAGCGAGUCAGACAUCUUCCGAACACAAUGCAUUAAAAGAAGAAACAAAUGUAUCUUCAAGAGGUAACGCCGAACAUGACGGACUAGAGUUACUCCUGUUUGAUUCAAAUGAAUGAAUGAAUUUAUAUUUGGC